AUGACGCACCAGUCCCCCACACUCUCCGAGGCGCAGAAGAGGGAGCUACAUGAGACUGCUCUACGCAUAGUUUCUCCAGGGAAGGGCAUCCUGGCUGCAGACGAGUCUGUCGGCAGCAUGGCUAAGCGGCUGGCUCAGGUCGGGGUGGAGAACACAGAGGAGAACCGCAGACAGUACCGGCAGAUUCUCUUUAGUGCAGACGAUCGCAUCAACGGCUGCAUUGGAGGGGUCAUCUUCUUCCAUGAGACGCUGUAUCAGCACACUGAUAACGGCGUAGCCUUUGUCAAGAUGAUCAGGGACAGGGGCAUCAUGGUCGGCAUCAAGGUUGACAAGGGUGUCGUCCCCCUGGCAGGAACUUGUGGAGAAACCACCACACAGGGUCUGGAUGGAUUGUCGGAGCGCUGUGCGCAGUAUAAAAAGGAUGGAGCUGUCUUUGCAAAGUGGCGCUGUGUGCUUAAAAUCAGUGACACCAAUCCAUCUAAACUGGCUAUAACAGAAAAUGCAAAUGUUCUUGCACGCUACUCCAGUAUCUGCCAGCAGCAUGGCAUCGUGCCCAUUAUAGAGCCGGAGAUUUUGCCUGAUGGAGAUCAUGACCUGAAACGCAGCCAGUACAUCACUGAGAAGGUACUGACUGCAGUGUACAAGGCCAUGUCGGACCACCAUGUGUACCUGGAAGGUACUAUCCUCAAACCCAACAUGGUUACCUCUGGACACAGCUGCCCCACCAAGUACAGCCCAGAGGAGGUUGCUAUGGCAACUGUCACCGCCUUGCGCCGCACUGUCCCACCAGCUGUCACAGGAGUGGCUUUUCUCUCAGGCGGUCAGAGUGAAGAAGAGGCCUCUGUCCACCUCAAUGCCAUCAACAACUGCCCUCUGGCCAAACCCUGGACCCUAACGUUCUCCUUCGGACGAGCCCUGCAGGCGUCUGCACUCAGAGCCUGGAGAGGACAUAAAGAGAAUGAGAAAGCCGCCACUGAGCAGUUCAUCAAGAGAGCAGAGGUGAACAGUCUGGCAUGUCAGGGGAAGUACCCUGGAGGAGAGAACUACGGUGAGGCUGGCCAGCGCAGCUAUGGUUCCUGUCAUGCAUACUGA
Molecule: messenger RNA, 1092 nt
Organism: Perca flavescens (yellow perch)
Lineage: Eukaryota; Metazoa; Chordata; Actinopteri; Perciformes; Percidae
Gene: aldoca
Product: aldolase C, fructose-bisphosphate, a
Exons: 8
Coding region: 1-1092 (363 amino acids)
Biological process (GO): glycolytic process
Molecular function (GO): fructose-bisphosphate aldolase activity
Source: RefSeq, a predicted model, not a curated record